Cyclocybe aegerita is the source of this 885-nucleotide messenger RNA. The record is from the annotation of a GenBank genome assembly. Lineage: Eukaryota; Fungi; Basidiomycota; Agaricomycetes; Agaricales; Hemipholiotaceae.
AUGUUAUCACUUUUUUCAUUCCUGGGCAGGCUUCGCCAGAGCAUCAGCGGAGUCGAUGAACCGCCACGACCCCAGCCAGAUGAGAGUGUCGAUGAACCGCCGCGCCUCACAGCAGAUGGGCUGAUUCGACCGCAAACUAUCGACUCCGAAUCCUCAGUUCCGGACGCCCGGCCCCAUUCACCUUCGACCGUCGUUCUAGUAACGUUGAAUGCCCCAGAAGUUUCUUCGUACCCGCCGCCCGUCGAUUCCAUCCCAACUACCGACCCCGAAUCCUCAGGACAAGACGUCUCCUGGUCGCCUUCACCUUCCAUUCUCGCUUUUCCAACGCCAAAUGCUUCAGUAAUCUCUUUAGCGGCACCGUCCGUCCCUUCCGGAUCCGUCGCCAUUAAUCCUCGAGACUGGCCGGAGGUGUUCGUCGAUGCAUCCGGCAGCGGCAUCGGUAUCAUCUUGAACAAGCGAUGGCUUGCGUGGACCUUCACCCCGAACCACCCCCUAAUCCCUUUAGGACGCAACAACAGCGUUGUCUCGUCCUGGUCGGAGCUCAUAGCUGUAGAGCUUGGGUUGUUGACCAUCCUUGCUGCCGGGUACAGGGAUAUAACGAUCAAGCUCAAGUCAGACAACAGGGGUGUGAUCAAGGCAAUCGCGAAGAAGCGCUGGAGCCCAAGGCAUGAGUUAGACGUUAUCCUGCAGCGGAUCCUCUCUCUUUCUGAGGACAAUGGGCUCACGUUGAAGGUGGGCUGGAUUUUGGGACUGAGGAACCCAGCAGACAAACCCUCACGAGGUAAAUACCCACCGCGUGAAAUGAUGCUGGAUUGUUGUCCCGAUGUUCCUCAUUACUUGGAUGGUAUGAUACAGCCAGUCGAUCCAUCUAGCCUACGGAAUUGA